Eleginops maclovinus (Patagonian blennie) is the source of this 1608-nucleotide messenger RNA. RefSeq names its product programmed cell death protein 10-like. The record is from RefSeq and is a predicted model, not a curated record. The transcript is spliced from 8 exons. Bases 424 to 1056 code for a protein of 210 amino acids. Gene Ontology annotation, cellular component: FAR/SIP/STRIPAK complex. Gene Ontology annotation, molecular function: protein kinase binding. Gene Ontology annotation, biological process: positive regulation of MAP kinase activity; regulation of Golgi organization. Lineage: Eukaryota; Metazoa; Chordata; Actinopteri; Perciformes; Eleginopidae.
UCGCGACACCGCCCACCCCGGCUCUCGUCUGCUUUGUCAGGCAUCAAACUUCCUGAAUAAGACACAAACCACAACAAGAAGACGGUAGAUUUGACACAACGAGUCUGCCAUUUAUUCUUAUAUACAUACAUUUUGUAUAUUUCCGUUGUUUUAUCACAGACAUUAGCUAGCUAGUUUGGUUUGCUAACCACGGAAUUGAUCACCUGUUCUUAUCCCUACGGCUAAUCUCACGUUAACGCUACCUGUAGGUAUUAUUAGCUUUUAAACAUCACCUACAACCUGUUUAUUGGCACGCUGCUUGUCUUCUCUUCAUUAAAAAUACAUAUCGACACAGGUUCCUGUCAGCCUCCGUGAGCGAUCGAAUGAGGUGAAACUGGCAACAGUGGACAACCAGGCACAAAAAGGGCCAUCGAUCAGUAAAGGAUGAUCAUGGAAGACAUGAAGAAUGAAGCCGACGCUGCCUCAAUAGUUUCUAUGGCUGUGUACACUGUGAUGUUCCCCGUCUUUAACCAGUUGGAGAAAGUCAACUUAUCAGCAGCGCAGACCUUGAGAGCAGCCAUUAUAAAGGCAGAGAAGGAGAGUCCAGGUGUAACACAGGAUAUUGUUCUGAAAAUACUGGAGAAGAAGAACAUAAAAAUCGACUAUCAUGAGUCUCUACUUCGCAUGGCUGCAGACGAUGUGGAAGAGUUCGUGAUUGACAGGCGGGAGCCAGAGUUUCAGGAGCUGAACGAGAGGGCCCGAGCUCUGAAACACAUCCUCAGCACUAUUCCUGAUGAGAUCAAUGACAGAGUAGGCUUCCUACAGACCAUCAAAGACAUCGCCAGCGCCAUCAAGGAGCUGCUCGACACGGUUAAUACCGUCUUCAGGAAAUACCAGUAUCAGAACAGACGGGUGCUGGAGCAGCAUAAGAAAGAGUUUGUGAAAUACUCCAAGAGCUUCAGUGUCACGCUGAAAACCUACUUCAGAGACGGAAAGGUGAUAAACGUGUUCGUCAGCGCCAACCGGCUCACGCACCAAACCAACAUGAUCCUGCAGGCCUUCAAGAUGUCGGUGUAGCGACGCUGGAAGACACACACACACACACACACACACACACACAAUUAUUUUGGGCUGUAUCAUUUAUAAUUCUGCAGCUUUGAGGGAAGAUCAGGUAGUUUGAGGUUCAAAGCGAAUCAAGUUGACGGUAAUUGUCGGGGAUUUCUAACUCUCUCUUUUAUGUUUUUCUUUUAUCAAGAUCUUGAGUCGAUAUUUCUUUAUAUAUAUAUUACCCUCUCUGUUCAGCGAAAAGUUUAGGAAAGAAGUAAUCAUUUCCAAUGUGCUUUAAAAGCGCAUAACAUUUAAAAACCUUACACAUUCCCACAUUUCUGCACUUUAACUCUCACGUUAUUGUGUAUUUUAUCUGUUGUUAGACCAUUUUUAUUCUGUUUUUAUUGUGAAUAUAAUCUUGAUGUAUCUGGUGGCAUCAUGUACUAUCAGCAUCAUGUUCAAUUUCGAUCUGUCAAGAAACCAAUACCUGGAGAACCGUUCCAGAUGUUUUCUGUGUUUGCUUUCUUUGUUCUGUAAUAUUCACCCAGUGCAUCAUAAACACAACCUCUUAAGGUGAACUCA